This is a messenger RNA of Humulus lupulus (European hop), 1681 nucleotides long. Its product is annotated as probable polygalacturonase. The transcript is spliced from 4 exons. The record is from RefSeq and is a predicted model, not a curated record. Lineage: Eukaryota; Viridiplantae; Streptophyta; Magnoliopsida; Rosales; Cannabaceae. Gene Ontology annotation, molecular function: polygalacturonase activity. Gene Ontology annotation, biological process: carbohydrate metabolic process. Bases 172 to 1608 code for a protein of 478 amino acids.
AUUCGAUUUCACUCCAUGUCCUACGAUAACUAAAAAGCAACACUAGAGACCUCCACUUACGCCUCAAACUUAUCCAAGCACUCAUAUAAACAUACAUAUACAAAUAUAUAUAUAUUUGCAUCUCAAAAUAACUAUAACCCAUUUUUUAUAUGUUGUUUUUGGUUUGUUGAAAUGAAAGUAGUGGGAGUAGUAGCGGUAGUAUUGUUGGUUUUGUUGGGCACAAUUAAUGGAGUAGUGUUGGUAGAAAGCCGAUCAAAAUCAAGAAGAAAGAGCAAUGAGUUUGAGUACUCAUACUCCGCCAUUAGUUGCAGAUCCAAGAGUGUGUCGUUGGCUGGUUUUGGAGGAGUUGGGGAUGGAACGACAUCAAACACCAAGGCGUUUCAGUCUGCCAUCAACUAUCUGAGUCGUUUCUCGUCAGAGUCGAAGGGUGGGUCCCUUCUCUAUGUCCCACCUGGAAAGUGGUUGACCGGAACCUUCAAUCUCACCAGCCACUUCACUCUCUUCCUUGAUAAAAAUGCUCUUCUACUCGCUUCUCAGGAUGAGAAUGAAUGGCCACUGCUUGCACCUUUGCCAUCAUAUGGAUUAAGAGGCAAUUCAACAGGUGGAAGAUUCAGUAGUCUCAUCUUUGGAACCAAUCUUACUGAUGUUGUAAUUACAGGGGACAAUGGCACUAUUCAUGGUCAAGGUGAAUCAUGGUGGAAAAAGUACCGUGCUGGAGAGCUAAACCAUGAGAGGCCAUUCCUGAUUGAACUCUUGUUUUCUGAGAAUGUUCAAAUAUCUAAUAUCACUUUGAUUGAUUCUCCUAAUUGGAACAUACAUCCUGUUUAUUGCAACAAUGUUAUUAUUCAAGGCAUCACAAUCCUUGCUCCUGUAACAUCUCCAAACACUGAUGGUAUCAAUCCUGACUCUUGCACCAAUACCAGAAUUGAGGAUUGUUACAUUGUCUCUGGAGAUGAUUGUGUGGCAAUCAAGAGUGGUUUGGACAAAGCUGGCAUUGCUUUUGGUAUGCCAACCAAACACCUCAUCAUCAGACGCCUCACCUGCAUAUCUCCGACCAGCGCUGUGAUCGGUCUUGGGAGCGAGAUGUCUGGUGGGAUUCAGAAUGUGAGGGCGGAGGACAUUGUCGCCAUCAAUUCAGAGUCAGGAGUUCGGAUCAAAACAGGCAGAGGAAGAGGAGGGUUUGUCAAGGAUAUCUAUGUAAGAAGGGUGAGAAUGAGUACCAUGAGAUGGGUGUUUUGGAUGACAGGGAAAUAUAGCCUUCAUGACAGUAGUGGUGGUUAUGAUCCUGAUGCUCUACCGGUGAUUGACAACAUAAAUUACCUUGACAUGGUUGCUGAGAAUGUGACAAUGGCAGGCUCCUUGGAUGGAAUCUCAGGAGACCCUUUUACUGGACUAUGCAUCUCCAAUGUCACAAUUGGACUGGCAAAGAAAGCAAAGAAACUGCAAUGGAAUUGUACGGACGUUAGUGGGAUUUCAAGUGGUGUAGUUCCAAAGAUCUGUGAGCUACUCAAUGACCAGGGCUCAGAGAAGAGAACAGCUUGUGAUUUCCCACAGGACAUCUUGCCUAUUGAUGAUGUUAAACUCAACAAGUGUUUUUUCAGGGCCUAGCGCUUUAUGACAAUAUCAUUCAAAAGCAAGGACAAACAAAGUAGGCAAAUAAUAAUAAAAGAAACUAUAUGUU